This is a messenger RNA of Camelina sativa (false flax), 1947 nucleotides long. The record is from RefSeq and is a predicted model, not a curated record. NCBI's taxonomy places the organism in Eukaryota, Viridiplantae, Streptophyta, Magnoliopsida, Brassicales, Brassicaceae.
GUUAUGGAAGGUGGGGUGGGGGAUGAAUAAAUUAUUUACACUCACUCUCCCGCCGAGGCUAUUUGGCUUUGUCCCACCACCUCUAUCGAUCGAGCAAACACUUUUGACGACUGAGAGAAAACGGAGUCGCACAAUUUUCCGAUUAUAUCCCAAAUUAAUUUUGUUUUGUUGAGAUCUUUGCUUUGCUGAUUCUGGAUUUCUUCAGUGAGGGAAGCUAUGAGGGAAGAAGAAGAAAUUGAGAAGAUCCGAGGCGUGGUUCGAGACUGCGUAAGUAAGCAUUUGUACUCGUCGGCCAUCUUCUUCGCCGACAAAGUAGCGGCACUCACCAAUGACCCAGCUGACAUUUAUAUGCAAGCUCAAGCUCUUUUUCUCGGCCGACAUUACCGACGCGCCUUUCACCUUCUCAACGCCUCUAAGAUUGUCCUCCGAGAUCUUCGAUUCCUUUACCUCGCCGCCAAGUGCCUCGAGGAAUUGAAGGAAUGGGAUCAGUGUCUCUUGAUGCUUGGUGAUGCUAAGGUUGAUGAAGAUGGAAUUGUCUAUGAUGCCAAAGAUGGUCACGUCAUAGAUUUUGAUAAAGAUGCAGAGGACCGAGAGAUUAAUAUUUCAUCGGCAAUAUGCUUCUUAAGAGGGAAAGCAUAUGGAGCGUUACAAAACCGUUCUCAGGCUCGACAAUGGUACAAAGCUGCUAUAAAGGCUGAUCCUCUGUGCUAUGAGGCUUUGGAAUGCCUCAUUGAAAGUCAUAUGCUUACAUCUGAAGAAGAAUCGAGUCUGCUUUCUUCACUGCAAUUUAGUCCAGAAGACGGAUGGCUCUCGUCUUUCUAUUCAUGCUUGAUAAAGAAGUAUGACAAACAGAGCACGAUAGAUGCUAAGUUCAAGAAGCUUGAGAACGAAAGUGGUAGUGUCUCUGGAUCAUCGAUGAUCACAUUGGCUAAUAACACUGAUCUGUUGGCCUGUAAAGCUGAGUACUACCAUCAAUGCUGUGAAUAUCAGAAGUGUUUCGAACUAACCUCUGCACUCCUUGAGAAAGAUCCUUUUCAUUUGAAGUGCACCUUGGUACAUUUGGCCGCUGCCAUGGAACUUGGUAAUUCAAAUGAGCUUUAUCUAAUGGCGUGCAAUUUGGUAAAAGACUACCCUUUAAAAGCGUUGUCAUGGUUUGCGGUGGGUUGUUACUACUAUUGUAUCAAAAAAUAUGCUGAAGCUCGGCGGUACUUUAGUAAAGCUACGAGUAUAGAUGGCUCAUUCUCACCAGCUUGGAUAGGUUAUGGUAAUUCCUUUGCUGCCCAAGAGGAGGGUGACCAAGCCAUGUCUGCCUAUCGCACUGCCGCUAGGCUAUUUCCAGGGUGUCAUUUGCCAACUCUGUACAUUGGAAUGGAGUAUAUGCGAACUCACAGCUACAAGCUUGCGGACCAGUUUUUCAUGCAAGCAAAGGCGAUAUGCCCUUCGGAUCCACUUGUUUACAAUGAACUCGGAGUUGUUGCAUAUCAUAUGAAAGAGUAUGGCGAAGCUGUGCGGUGGUUUGAGUUGACAUUGUCCCAUAUACCAUCUGCAUUAACUGAAACCUGGGAACCAACUGUGGUCAAUCUCGCUCAUGCAUAUAGAAAGCAAAGAAAGGACCGUGAAGCUAUCUCAUAUUAUGAGAAAGCACUUACACUAUCGACAAAAAGCUUAAGCACUUAUUCCGGCUUGGCUUACACUUACCAUUUGAAGGGGGAAUUCUCAGCUGCCAUCUCAUAUUAUCACAAGGCCUUGUGGUUGAAACCUGAUGAUCAAUUUUGUACCGAAAUGUUGAACGUAGCUCUCAUGGAUGAAUGUCAGACUGGGGUUGAUGCAAAGGUUGAGCUCUGCUAGAAAUUGUGUUGUCUCCAGUGUCUGUGGUUUUGGUCUCUGAUAUAGGAGGUCCCUUGAGUAGUCCCCCGAACAGUUCUCCUGGAUCAUAGUAAAUCUCAA